Dermacentor andersoni is the source of this 875-nucleotide messenger RNA. RefSeq lists its product as uncharacterized. Lineage: Eukaryota; Metazoa; Arthropoda; Arachnida; Ixodida; Ixodidae. The record is from RefSeq and is a predicted model, not a curated record. Gene Ontology annotation, cellular component: membrane.
GAAACAAGUAUAACCAAGUUUAUCGACUACAUCACGUCCAGUCUUGCCACCGGUGGUGACGCCCUGGCUGCGAAAAUGUCUGAGGUCAUCGAAAAGAGCUACCGGAACAUUGUGAGAAAUAAGGUUCUGAGACUCGAAGCGGCAUUUUCUGGCGUCCGGACCAAUGCGAUCGCUGCUCUUGGACACUGCGAUGAGCUGAAACAGGCCUACGACUCCGGGGUGUCGCUUAUGUGCAACGUCAUCCUGUCAAACGCGAACGGCUUCUGGGUGGCGCUAGUAAUCAUCUCGCUGCUGCUAACCUUUGCCUCGUUCACGUCUAUGCGGCUCUCGAAGCAAUGUCUCAAGUUGAACAGGCGGGAGCUGGCCGUCUCCGAGGGCGAGCCGGUGCGACACACCCUCAAGGAAAGCGGCCAAAACAUUUCGUCCCGUAUCCGUCCGAAAGCCGUGACGGGUCGCGAGGAAUGCGGCGACUUUCGGGACGCCACGUCACCGACGGACGAGGACCUGGACGUGACGGUCAUCGGCAGCGUCCAGAGCAACAGGUUCUACGGCGACAGCGUCGAAGCGGACCACGCGUUCCGCGCCUAAAAAACUUUCGCGCUCUGUUUUACCCUGCCUUUAACACACAUCCCUCUUCCCACUUUUUUUUAAAUUUUUUUCAUUUCAUCAGAAGAUAACGCGCACGACUGAAGGAACUCACCGAUAGUGCUUACCUCAUGUUACAUCAUGUGCCCUGAAGAGUGCUUCCAAUAAAGCAACUGUUCCGCAUUGCCUUUAGAUCGUGCAAACAACACGGUCAGCACAAACCAGCUGUGACAGUGUAGAAAGCUGUAGCCUAAUCUCAAUAAAGUUCGGCGAAAUGAUUUUGUUAUGGA